AUGUCAUGCUCACAUGUUGGUGGCCACUGCUCAGCUGCGACACACUCCACACACGUGAUGAUGGGCCGUGCAACCUCACGCGUCACCCAUCACAUGUCACACUUUCCUCCUCAGCGCACCCUAUCUCAGCAUGAACGACAAUGGCGCAGAACGUCAAGGGAAAGGGAUACACCCAGGUCAGUGAGCGCCACCCAGGACCGUGAACGCCAUGAAAAUGGCCUUGACACAUCGCCCAACGCCAAAACCUCGAAGCAGGAACAGCCAACGCGAAGACUGCCCGCAGCUCCACCAUCGACCCACGAUACGAGAACAUCGACGGCUAGACACAUGAACAAACCAGCUCACCACAAACGACAGGGCAACCACAGAUGGCGAGGAUCGGGCGGGAACCCAGUAGCAUAG
Laccaria bicolor S238N-H82 is the source of this 402-nucleotide messenger RNA. RefSeq lists its product as uncharacterized. The record is from RefSeq and is a predicted model, not a curated record. The coding region runs from base 1 to 402 and encodes 133 amino acids. Lineage: Eukaryota; Fungi; Basidiomycota; Agaricomycetes; Agaricales; Hydnangiaceae. The transcript has 4 exons.